AUGGAUUUCCACCAACAGUAUACCAUACUGUCGAAAAAGCGAGUCAGGUACUAUCUCUGCAGGCGUCAGCCCAGAACUUCAGAGCCUCCUUUGACCAUCGUGCAACGCGGCCAUCAGCUUAGCCUCAGCGCUUGUGAGGUUUUUCAGGUAAAGGAGAAGAUGGAAUGGAACUCGAUACUAUCAAGGGCUGCUAACACACACACAGCCUCCUCAUGCACGAGGUGA
Podospora pseudocomata is the source of this 225-nucleotide messenger RNA. RefSeq lists its product as uncharacterized. Bases 1 to 225 code for a protein of 74 amino acids. Lineage: Eukaryota; Fungi; Ascomycota; Sordariomycetes; Sordariales; Podosporaceae. The record is from RefSeq and is a predicted model, not a curated record. The transcript is spliced from 3 exons.